CUUCGAUACUCAGCUAGGCGAAUGAUAUGGCACUUAGAAUCGAAACAGUCGAACGUCACGCCUGUGGUAGUGUGGAUCGUAGUGUGUCCUGGAAUAGGCAGCUCUCUGGGUAGGGAUAUUUUCCAUCGAACGAUUUUUUUUUUGCGAGGAUCCCGUCGACAAUUCCGUGUUAUAGACGCGGGAUGGAGCUGGACAACCGAUAAAAGUUGGAUCGUAGGACAAACGAUAUGGAAGUGCGACUCUGCGUCUUCUAAGAUUUUUGUUACGCAGUUUCAGAUAUUCAGCGACGUGUUAAUUGAGCGUUUAACGCCGAAAGCUCUAAAUACCGCGGAAUUUAUGACGAAGGAAACACGAAAAUGAUCUGUACGGCACCGACAGUGUUUCUGUUUACUUUCGGGAUCAGUUGCGUCAUAGGGUCUGGGCUUCACGAGCGUUGCGAUACCGACGAAGAUUGUGGAACAAUAGACACAUACUGCAGCAACAAGAUAUGCGCGUGCAAGGAGCAUUUUGCUGUGUUUUACGAUAGCUGCGUUCCACUCGCUCAGCCAAGAAUACGAUGUACGGAUCGAAACCAAUGCCAAGAAGUGAUGGGCAUCAGAAGCAUGUGCACUAAAAAGAGACAAUGCGUGUGCAAGCCUUUUCAUCACUUGCAUCUCGGGCAGUGCGUCAAAAAUAGAGAUUUACACGACAUUUGUGAACACGACCACCAAUGUUAUUGCGGUGCGGGUUGUGAGAAUAAAAUCGCUUGUAUCGGACGUAAUUGCACGUGCAAACACGGGCACAGACCAUACAGAAGCAGGCAAUGCAUAAUUUCCGAUGAUGUACUUCUACCGACUACCACGGAUGUUCACACCAGCCCAUCUCCAACUUCAGCAACUCCCAGCCUGACGACUCCAAUAACUCAGUAUCCGGCCAACGAAACUUUUGUGGACAAUAGCUGUAGACUAUUCCGUAGCUUUAGUUUCUUAGUAUAUGUUCCGAUAGUUAUAAUAAACUUUUGGAAAUAAGGAUUACUUUAGACUGAUAUUCGUAUAUAAUAUAGUAAGAUUUUAUAUUCAACACAAUAAAAAAAUAUUUACUGUGUAAAUAGAAUUUUAUACAUAUUGUAUAUCGAGCAAUUUCAUGACAUCAGGUUAUUUUACCAGGUUUGAUA
Messenger RNA from Cylas formicarius (sweet potato weevil), 1153 nucleotides. RefSeq lists its product as uncharacterized. The record is from RefSeq and is a predicted model, not a curated record. The transcript has 7 exons. Bases 357 to 1007 code for a protein of 216 amino acids. NCBI's taxonomy places the organism in Eukaryota, Metazoa, Arthropoda, Insecta, Coleoptera, Brentidae.